AUAAAUAUUGAAACCCAUCCUUUCCCUCUCUCUUUCUUCAGAGAGAACCCUAGCCCUCUCCCUCUGUCUGUGCCUCUGUAACCGUGAAAAUCUAAGCUUUUGACCUUUUACAUCAUCGUAUCGUACGGUUCUCUGCGAGUUUGGUACUUCAAGUUAUACACCUGAUCGAAUACUCUGCGUUUUUUCUACUGGUAAUCAUAAAACCACUGUAAUUUGGAAACCCAGUGCUCGAUGGCGGAGACGACGACGACUACUACUACUCUCUCCUGCGCUCGAUGUGGCAACCCUGCGCAUCUUCAGUGUCCCAAGUGCAUGGAAUUAAAGCUUCCUCGUGAAGGUGCUUCUUUCUGCACUCAGGAUUGUUUCAAGGCUUCUUGGAGCUCUCAUAAAUCAGUGCAUUUGAAGGCAAAGCUGUCCUCACUUGGGACAGGUACUCCGCAUGAACAAAAUUCAGACUUACUUAAUGAAGGUUGGCUAUAUUGCUUGAAGAAAGGACAGGCUCGAACACCAAAACUUCCCCAUUUUGAUUGGACUGGGACACUAAGGCCAUAUCCAAUAGCUGGUAGACGUGCUGUACCAGCCCAUAUUGAGCAUCCUGACUGGGCAGUUGAUGGUAUCCCAAAAAUUGAGCCCAAUAGUGAUCUGCAGCAUGUCGUUGAGAUCAAAACCGUGGACCAAAUUGAGAGAAUGAGAGAGACUUGCAAAAUUGCAAGGGAAGUUCUAGAUGCAGCUGCUCAUGUAAUUCGACCUGGCGUGACAACUGAUGAGAUCGAUCGGGUGGUUCAUGAUGCAACUAUUGCAGCUGGAGGAUAUCCAUCUCCUCUCAAUUAUCAUUUCUUCCCCAAGUCUUGCUGCACGUCAGUUAAUGAAGUAAUUUGCCAUGGAAUUCCAGAUGCUAGGACAUUAGAGGAUGGUGAUAUUGUUAAUGUGGAUGUGACUGUGUACUACAAAGGUGUUCAUGGUGAUCUCAAUGAAACGUACUUUGUGGGUAAUGUUGAUGAAGAGUCUCAACGGCUGGUCCGGUGUACAUAUGAGUGCUUGGAGAAAGCAAUAUCUAUUGUGAAACCUGGAGUUCGAUUCCGCGAAAUUGGGGAGGUCAUUAAUCGUCAUGCUUCAAUGUCGGGGCUUUCUGUGGUAAAAUCAUAUUGUGGUCAUGGUAUUGGAGAGCUCUUUCAUUGUGCACCCAAUAUUCCACACUAUGGACGAAAUAAAGCCGUUGGUGUGAUGAAGGCUGGACAAACCUUUACAAUUGAACCAAUGAUCAACGCUGGGGUUUGGCGUGAUCGGAUGUGGCCUGAUGGAUGGACUGCUGUCACUGCUGAUGGCAAACGCAGUGCUCAGUUUGAGCACACCCUUUUGGUGACAGAGACCGGAGUCGAGGUUCUAACAGCGCGAUUGCCUUCCUCCCCUCGUGUGUUUCCUUGGCUAAAUGCAUAACAUCGGUGAUUGUCUGUGGUGAAGCCAGAUAGUGGAUACAAUACAAGCGAAUCAUCUCCCAAUGACACCAUCCCUAAACUAUCGCAAAUCAUUGAGGACAUAUUACUUUUUACUUUUUCGCUAGUGAUGUUUGCGACUGACUGCAUAAAUACCUUAAAUUGAUGCGAAAGGUGCAGAAGUGUGCUUUGGUGUUUCA
Molecule: messenger RNA, 1633 nt
Organism: Juglans microcarpa x Juglans regia
Lineage: Eukaryota; Viridiplantae; Streptophyta; Magnoliopsida; Fagales; Juglandaceae
Product: methionine aminopeptidase 1A
Exons: 16
Coding region: 232-1437 (401 amino acids)
Biological process (GO): proteolysis
Molecular function (GO): metalloaminopeptidase activity
Source: RefSeq, a predicted model, not a curated record